AUGGUAGAAGCCCUGUGCUGGUACGUGGUCUGGCAAUUGUUCUUGUCUAAAUUCAAAUUCCUGAGAGAACUGAUAGGUGACACAGGGUCCCAACAGGGAGACAACGAGCCUUCAGAGACUGAAGCUGAACAGGAGACUCCACCCUCGCCUCAGAGAGGUAGACAGAAAUCUGCUCGACAGCGAAGGGUACCUACAGAAGACACAACUUAA
Nipponia nippon (crested ibis) is the source of this 210-nucleotide messenger RNA. Lineage: Eukaryota; Metazoa; Chordata; Aves; Pelecaniformes; Threskiornithidae. The record is from RefSeq and is a predicted model, not a curated record.